ACUGAGAAUCGGCAGAAUAUUCUGGUUAAACAUCUUCCUCCAUUGGCCAUGCUGGAGUGUAAACAAGAAGGAUCCAUCAGGCAUUUUUUCUAGAGUGAGUUUGAAAUUAUUUUCUCCAAGAAGGACCCACCACAUCAAUCAAAAUAGAGUCGCUAAGGGUGAAGGUGGACUUCCUGAAGGUGCCCCUCGGCCUGCAUAAGCCUGCCUUGAAAGAGGUGGCUUCAUCAGUGGUGGGGAGGCCUAAGUCCGUCAACGUGGACAAGUACAAGGCACGUCAGCUGGACAACAUGGACAAUGAAUCGCAGUACUCUGGAUACUCUUACAAGUCAGGGCACUCGCGCAGCUCCCGCAAACACAGAGACCGACGAGAUCGACAUCGAUCAAAAAGUCGGGAAGGAAGUCGAGGUGACAAAUCAGUAACUAUACAGGCUCCUGGGGAACCCUUACUUGACAAUGAGUCAACAAGAGGAGGAGAAGAGAGGGAUGAUAACUGGGGUGAGACCACAACCGUUGUCACAGGGACAUCUGAGCACAGCAUUUCCCAUGAUGACAUCACUCGGAUCACCAAGGACAUGGAGGAAAGUGUCAGCCUGGACUGCAGUCGAUACCUGGUGCUUGUUGUGGCAGGGGUGCUGGCACUCUUUGCUUUCCUCACACCUGUGGCCUUUAUGCUUCUACCCCAACUGCUUUGGCGGGAUGAACUUGAACCUUGUGGAACAGUCUGCGAGGGCCUUUAUAUCUCUAUGGCCUUUAAACUCCUCAUCCUCUUUAUUGGUAGCUGGGCACUCUUCUUCCGCAAGCCCAAAGCCUUCCUACCUCGAAUUUUUGUUUUCAGAGCCCUGCUCUUGGUACUUAUAUUUCUCUUUGUUGUUUCGUACUGGUUGUUCUAUGGUGUACGAAUCCUGGACCCUCGAGACAAGAACUACCAGGGCAUAGUUCAGUAUGCAGUUUCACUGGUUGACGCCCUGCUUUUCAUUCAUUACUUGGCGGUUGUGCUUUUGGAGCUGCGUCAGAUUCAGCCGCAGUUCACAGUGAAAGUCGUGCGUUCCACAGAUGGGGCCAGUCAUUACUACAGUAUAGGACACCUAAGUAUUCAACAAGCUGCAGUGUGGAUUUUGGAAAAAUACUACCAGGAUUUCACAGUGUACAACCCAGCACUCCUUAACAUACCAAAAGUGCUUCAUUCAAAGAAAAUGUCCGGAUUCAAAGUCUACUCACUCGGAGAGGAAAACUCUGCUAACAACACCACAGCCCAAUCUCGUGCUAUGAUUGCAGCCGCUGCCCGAAGGCGAGACAACAGCCACAAUGAAUACUAUUAUGAAGAGGCCGAGCAUGAAAGAAGAGUCCGGAAACGCAAGGCCAGGCUGGUGGUUGCAGUGGAAGAGGCGUUUACCCAUAUCAAGCGUGUACAAGAAGAAGAACAACAGAAGAAUCCCCGUGAGAUUAUGGAUCCGAGAGAGGCAGCCCAGGCCAUCUUUGCUUCCAUGGCACGUGCAAUGCAGAAAUAUCUGCGCACAACAAAACAGCAGCCGUUUCACACGAUGGAAAGCAUUCUGCAGCACCUUGAGUUCUGUAUCACCCAUGACAUGACCCCCAAGGCUUUUCUGGAAAGGUACUUAACCUCUGGCCCAACUGUGCAGUACCACAAAGACCGCUGGCUGGCAAAGCAAUGGACACUUGUUAGUGAGGAGCCUGUAACCAGUGGCCUGAAGGAUGGCAUCGUUUUCACACUGAAACGCUUGGACUUCAGCUUGGUAGUGACUGUAAAGAAAAUUCCUUUCUUUAAAAUUAAUGAAGAAUUUAUUGAUCCCAAGUCCCACAAGUUCGUCAUGAGAUUACAGUCUGAGACUUCUGUUUAACAGUACAUUCCACCAAUUUAACAGACUAGCAGGACACGCCCCCCAGAGGGUCAAUGAAGUGCUGAACCUUGUGUCUGUAGGGCUUUCCUUUUGCCUGUGUGAUCUGUCACCAUGUUGGUGAAUCUGUAGGGCUUGUUUUGUGUCAUCUUGAUUCUGAUUUGCCAACAGGUGUGCUCAUCUGACGUACCUACAGACCUGCCAGCUGCACUAUUAUGACCCAUCAUGAAAAUGUUGACCACCAUUCAGUCUAAGGGAACUGUGCUAGAAUGCAUUCUGGUUGUUUUCAUUUGGGGCAAUUAUUCAUGGACUAGAUAUUUUACACCUACACUGCAACCUGCAAAACAAUUGCUGUAGAGUUUCUCCUGUAAGUGGUUUGCCUGUAGGGGCACUUUUACAUCUUGGACUGGACUCUGGAAUCCCAAAACGUCAUGCCUUGACAUUAACCGUCUAGUUCUGAUGUACUGGUUAGAACAUCUGGGACAGAAUUUGUGGUGCUUAGUCAUGUUAAUUUCUGUUGGCUCUGUGCCAGAGUAUCAGAGAAAGUGGUAGCUGUAAUGUGAAUAGUUCUGCUGUGCUGGAGAAGUAUGGAAGCUACAACAGCAUCCUAUGACCAUUCUAAUGCCGCUGUCUGUGGCUAGAUCACAAUUACUGUAUGAACCACUUCUGCCCGGCUGUACAGUAUUAAACUGAUGCCAUGGGUCCAUUAGUCAUUGCGCAGGCCCUGUACCUCCGUGUGCACCACCUGUUAUAACCAUGGUCUUUAGGGUAAUUUCUUGUAUACGUUGGAUCGUACUACACAUCAGUUUCACUUCAGGUGCGAUAUUUGUGGGAAUGGUUGCUUGUCCUUUCUUACUCUACUUUUAGUAAUUGUCAGGUUUUGUUUUCAUGUCUCACUUGAUCAGUGGUUAUCCCACUGUAUUUGCAUGAUUAGGUACAGAGAAUGGUUUGCAACUGCUGUUAAGGAGAUGCAGAAGUUAAAUAAGUGCUUUACUUUUCUGAUAUCGAUUUUUUGCUUGAUAAAGGUACAUGUAUGGGGUAGGUGACUUAUUGUUCAGAGCUGAGACUCAAACUGACAUCCUUGCUGCAUUCACAGAAUUCCUUCCUGGCUCUUUAAGCUGCAGCAUAUACAACAAGGUGCAACGCUCCAAGGAUUUUUGUGUGCAUUCUGCAGGAUUAACCACUGAGCACUGCAAACCCAGAUUGUUACUGAAACAGUAGGAUAAUUCAAAUGCUCGUAUGUGUUGUGACAGUUUAACCCUACUGCACCAAGUUAACUCAUUAAUCGUGUGUUUGAAUUGCUCUUUGUUAUCCUUUAAUCUGCUCUGCUUUGUCAGGGGUACCUUUUAAUUUUGCCCUUUGUAUACAAGGAUAGUCCUUCGAUGUAGGAUUUUCACAGAAUUUACAUCUUGUCUUUCUAGUUCUAAACUAACAGUAAAUCCUUAAUGUUGAAGGUGUUGAGCAUAAAGCAGGGCUGAUGAGCUCUGCACAGCUAGAAAAAGCCCGGUAUGCUUAACAUACAAGUUAUGUUCAUGGGGUCAAGUGAGAUCCCGUUUCCUAGGUUCCCUUUGAAGAACAAGGUCUGUUGUAGAUUUGCUGAAAUUCUGGUAAAUAAGCUGGUGACAGAGGGUCCAAUGGAGUUACACAGGAAAUCCUCAUGUACAGCCUAAUUUCUGGAUCCUGUGCCAGCAGUGAAUGCUCCUCCACCAACGUACAGUGCAUGCAGCACCCUGGCAUUCUGCAUAUACCUCAUAUGUGCUGAAUUACAAACAUUGUGGGCAUAGACUGUUACAGAAUGUAGUAGCACUUUCUGUGUGGUGCUGUCUCAUUACCAGGGACACUGACUCACUACUGUAUGUGCGCCCAGUACACAUCUGCCCAGGGAGUUGCAUUUGCAGCACCAAGAUCAUGUCCACUCAGUCCUCCUGCUGCCAUACAGUGAAUCAUUUUGUGUCAUUUUGUUACAUGCAUCUAACCUUCUGGAAUAGCAGACCUAUUCUGUGAAUGCCAUCUAACAUGAUUACUGCCCAUUACCUUGCCAUGCCAAACUCUGGACGUGUUUUUCCCAUCUCUUGGUCAGCAUUUACAGUUAUUUGUCCCUUCCCUCACCUUUUAGUGAAGCGUCAUAUGGUAGAUACAUACACACAUAAAGGCAUGUGUUUUGAGCAACAGUUGCUGUUCUCUGCUUCCCAGCUGAACUAACAGCCAAUAAUUGAUAUGACUUCCUGUGCCACUACUUCUCAUGGCAAUGAUUUGGCAUUUAACACAGACAAUUAAGGUCAUCAACUGUUAACAAGCUGCCUUCUGUAGUUCGGGGUUUAAAUCCUUCAGCCGCCAAUUGUUUACCACGUGACUAUGAGCAGCUCACAUAAGCAGCCAGUGCUCCCAGGCCGAGUCUGAUAAAGGUCCAUGUGGAGCAUUGUUCUGACCAGGUUGACUAAUACAAAUAAAUGAAUAAAAAUUAAUAAACCACAGAGGCCAUUUCCUAAACUUUUAUAUCCCUGCAUGGCAGCAAAACAUCUGACCCCUACUGUAACCCCCUAACCUGUCCACACGUCUUAUUCACAGUACACUGAAUUCAUGCGCCAGUAUCUUAUAAGGUGCAUAAAAUUCUUUGAAGAAUAGGUGUUUUUCCUCACCAGCAUAGUGAAGGAUAUUUAGUUACUACUCCACCCCUUGCCUUCUGAAGCACCCCAUUUACUAGUCUUGUGCGGUGGUACAGACACUCCACUAGCCAGAAUCCUUGGAUCUUUACCAUAAACAUUAACAGUAGUUCAAGUGUAGCUCUGUUCGAGAGGUAAGAUUGUAGCUUAUUGUUGAAAUAAAACUUUUUUUUAUAUGGCUAUUUUCCUCAAGUUUCUUUUUAGCUGCUUUGUCAGAAUGAAACAUGAGUAUCUGUUGUGUG
Molecule: messenger RNA, 4761 nt
Organism: Protopterus annectens (West African lungfish)
Lineage: Eukaryota; Metazoa; Chordata; Ceratodontiformes; Protopteridae
Gene: VANGL2
Product: VANGL planar cell polarity protein 2
Exons: 8
Coding region: 288-1859 (523 amino acids)
Biological process (GO): multicellular organism development; Wnt signaling pathway, planar cell polarity pathway; establishment of planar polarity
Cellular component (GO): plasma membrane
Source: RefSeq, a predicted model, not a curated record